Oreochromis aureus is the source of this 2332-nucleotide messenger RNA. RefSeq names its product nuclear factor 7, ovary-like. NCBI's taxonomy places the organism in Eukaryota, Metazoa, Chordata, Actinopteri, Cichliformes, Cichlidae. The record is from RefSeq and is a predicted model, not a curated record. The coding region runs from base 195 to 1598 and encodes 467 amino acids. The transcript is spliced from 2 exons. Gene Ontology annotation, molecular function: protein binding; zinc ion binding.
AGUAAAGGGAAGGAAAGCGUCACCUUUACACUGACGCGCUGAGCAGCAGAAAGAAUACUGGGAGCACUGGGAUUUUACAAAUUAAGAAAGAACGCUUGAAAGAAAGAUUUUCCCCAAGACUUGUUGAGAAAGUUUUGGCACCGCCUCCUCCCUGCUGUCCGUCCCUGCCUGGUGUCUUUGGUGCUGAGUGGAAAAUGGCUUUCCGUUCAGAGGAGGAUUUAUGCUGCCCUGCCUGUCAUGACAUUUUUAAAGAUCCCGUCCUCCUCUUGUGUAGCCACAGCUUCUGUAAAGCCUGUCUGCAGAGCUGGUGGAAAGAGAAGCAAAUCAAAGAGUGCCCGGUUUGUCGGACAGUGUGUGAGUGGAGUGACCCACCUUGUAACCGGGCACUGAAGAACCUCUGUGAGGGAUUUUUGCAGAGUCAGAGCGCUUCAUCAGGGUCUGACAGUCUCUGCAGUCUGCACUCUGAAAAGCUCAAACUCUUCUGUCUGGACCAUGAGCAGCCCGCGUGUAUCAUCUGUCGGGAUGCAAAAAUCCACGCUGACCAUCAGUUCAGACCCAUUGAUGAAGUUGCACAGGAACACAGAGAGGAGCUUCAGAUGUUCCUGAACCCCCUGCAGCACAAGCUGAAGCUUUUUAAUGAAGUUAAAGUGAACUUACAUCAAACAGCAGAGCACAUUAAAGUGCAGGCUCUGCAGAUAGAAAGGAGGCUUAAGGAGCAGUUUAAGAAGCUUCGCCAGUUCCUAGAGGAGGAAGAGGAGGUACGGAUGUUAGCUCUGAGGGAGGAAGAGGCGCAGAAGAGCCAAGUGAUGAAGGACAAGAUGGAGGCUCUGUGCAGGGAGAUGGCGGCUCUUUCAGACACAGUCAGAGCCACAGAGGAGCACCUCAGAGCUGGAGAUCCAUCCUUCCUGAGGACCUACAAGGCUGUGGUGGAAAGAGUCCAGCAGCACCCCCAGCUGGAUGAUCCACAGCUGGGCUCAGGAGCAUUGAUAGAUGUGGCCAAACACCUGGGCAACCUGACCUUCAACAUCUGGAAUAAGAUGAAAGGCAUGGUCUCCUACAGUCCUGUGAUUCUGGAUCCAAAUUCAGCCAAUCCAGAGCUCAUCCUGUCCGAAGAUCUGACUGGCGUGAGGCACGGAAAGAGAAGGCUCCUUCCAGAAAACCCCGAGAGGUUUGAAUUCUGGGAUUCUGUCCUGGGCUCGGAGGGCUUUAACUCGGGAACUCACAGCUGGGAUGUGGAGGUUGGAGACAACAAGGACUGGGAGGUUGGGGUGAUAGCAGAGUCUAUGUGCAGGAGAGAAUUUGUGGGCUCCACAGUGUGGAGCGUAGAGUGCAGCCACGCUGGAUACAGAGCGUACUCCCCGACCAACAAAUACAUCGCUCUCUCGGUCACAGAGAAGGUCAAGAAGGUCAGAGUUCAUCUGGACUGGGACGAAGGGAAGCUGUCUUUUUUGGAGCCUGAUACAAACACACACAUGCACACUUUCACACACACAUUCACUGAAAAACUGUGCCCCUAUCUUUGCACCAGGAACCCACAGCUUCUGAAAAUAGUGCCUGUAAAAGUGUGUGUGAGAAAACUGACAGAUCAGGAGGAGUGAAGGGCAUAUCACAUAAUCAAAGUAGCGCCCAACAGUCCAAAAUACAAAAACAAAGAUGCUGCUUCAUGUUCUGAGAUGUUAUUCUUUGUAUCGUGUUUGGUGGAUUUAAGAGUGAAAAAUAUUAUAUUUUAUCAAUAAUGGGGAGCUCAUCUUUGAAAGAGUGGACAAAUUGUCACACAGUGUAGCUUUUUCCAUUUUGAGACAGGACAUCACCCCCUCCACCCAGCACAGGUGUGACCGUGGCAUUGUUUUCCUUGAGCUAACGAGUUUCAAGCCUCUAACAAGUAACGUGGAGACUGCCGUGGCCUCAGUCUGGUUGAUCGAUACCGCUCUCUCAUGUGGGACUGCACCACGGGACACAGCAGAGGAUAUUGAAUGUUUCCAACCAGAACUGGGUCAGUUUGGGUUACAGCUGUCACAUGAAACACACAACAGAGGAACUAUUUGUGUUGCACAACAAAUUAUUUUGACUUUAAAUGUAAUUUUGUCAAAUGUGGUACCUUAAAUGAACACUUAGAAAAUAUUUAUAAGGCCUAUAUAAAUCAUAGCAGGGAUCUGUUUACAAAAAGCAACAAUGAACACAGCUGGUUGUUCAAUGCUGGUUUGUGUAUUAUUAUAUGAACAGGUAAGCAAGGUGCACUAAUGAAUUUGAGUAUUUUUGCAUUAAUUCUGUUGCUUUUUAUUUAAAAGCUGAUGAAGAGCCUGGUGAACAGUGGAAGAUUGCUUUUUCAAUA